Messenger RNA from Nymphaea colorata (pocket water lily), 2674 nucleotides. RefSeq lists its product as uncharacterized. NCBI's taxonomy places the organism in Eukaryota, Viridiplantae, Streptophyta, Magnoliopsida, Nymphaeales, Nymphaeaceae. Gene Ontology annotation, molecular function: K48-linked deubiquitinase activity; cysteine-type deubiquitinase activity. The transcript has 7 exons. Bases 278 to 2131 code for a protein of 617 amino acids. The record is from RefSeq and is a predicted model, not a curated record. Gene Ontology annotation, biological process: protein K48-linked deubiquitination.
UUCAAUCCCGUCUUUCCCAAACCAGGGAUAGCCUCCUGUGAUGACCCUUCCCGGUCUUCCAGUUUCCAUUUGCUCGAUUCAUUUGCCGUCUGACCGGCCUCCGGCGAGAUCCCUCCGGGCUGUUGCCCUUGGGAGAGCGAUGCUCUUCGUCUCUUCUGGCACAGUCCUCUCGCAUUUCUCGGUCACCUGGAAACCCUAACCCCAGUCUUAACUCAUAUUUUUUUGGGGGAGAUCCCUCCCGGCGGAGUGGCGGAGGGAACGGGCAGCAGGUGAUGCUAUGGCGGAUCACGAGGAUGAGGAUCUGCAGAUGGCCCUCCGUAUGAGCCUGCAGCAUGCGCCGGAGCCCAAGCGGAGCAAACCGAGAGAGAGCACUGCUGCUGCCGCGGCCGAGGAGUCGCCAGAGGCGAGGAGCCGACGGAUCCGGAGGGAGACCCUGGCGGCAGCUGCCGAGAGGAGGAUCGUGAUGGGUCAUACUGCGGCUGGGUCACCGCAACAGCCGGCUGGAGCGGGAGCGAGGGUUGUAGUGCCGGCGGCUGCAGGAACGCCGGAAAGGCUUGCCGCUGUGGGGAAAUUUGCUGUAGGAGACCAUGGAGAAAAGUUAUCGCCAGCUGAUGCGGAAGGGCUGUUCUCGAUGGUUUUUGGGGAGGGGGCUUCGAAAGAUAUAAUCGAGCAUUGGUGUAAGCAGGGCAUCAAGUUUAGCCCUGACCCUGAGACUUCUAUGGGUCUUGUGCAACAUGAAGGAGGACCAUGUGGUGUACUGGCACCUAUCCAGGCAUUCAUCCUCAAAUACCUAUUGUUUUGUACAGUUGAAUUAUGCACCUCGGGGUUCAAUAUACGACCAAACAGUACAGUUCUUAAGAAGCUUUCUCAAAAAUCUUGUACACCGAUGGAAUAUUUUUCUUCUUUGAAUGAAGGUGAAAAGACUAGAGCACUAGUUCUCAGUAUGGUAGAAAUUCUAUUUUCAUGUGGCAAUGGAAAAAAAGCUGUUGUUGCAACAUUGAGUGUUGUUGAUCCUCACUCUGGUGAAGAAUCUGUAGAUACCGACAGAUCUGAGAUGGUUGAAAAAGCCUUGGACGGUUGUUCAAUUGAAUCAGCUUCGGACUUGCAUACAUUUUUACGAAUUUAUACACAUAGCUCACAGAUGGCUACUUUUCAUCAAAUUAAGGCUAUGCUUCCUGUCUUUCAAAGCCGUCUGGGGGCACUGCUGUUCCUUUUCUCAGCUCUGCUUUCAAGAGGAUUGGAACAUAUACAAGCGGACCGAGACGAUCCUAGCCUCCCUUUAGUCACUGCUCCAUUCGGUCAUGCUUCACAGGAAAUCGUAAACCUGCUUCUUUGUGGUCAAGCUGUACCAAAUGUAUUUGAUGGUAGAAUGGAUUUGGGUGGUGGUAUGUUCCUCAAGGGUAUUCCAACAUUUGUGGAAGUUGGGUUCCUUAGUCUUCUCGAAUCACUCAACCUCUGCAAGGUGGGUCAAUAUCUGAAGUGCCCCAAGUGGCCUAUCUGGGUGGUCGGAAGUGAAUCUCAUUACACUGUAGUAUUUGCACUUGACACCAGCGUACAGGAUGAGAAUGAAUUUGAAAAACGAGAAGCAGAGAUCAGAAGAGCAUUUGAUGCUCAAGACCAAAGUGGUGGUGGCGGUUUUAUAAGCUCAGAAAAGCUUCAGCACGUUCUUAGAGAAACAAAGGUCAACAUGCCACCAGAAAUGCUUGAAAAUCUUGCUAGCACGGCCUUCAUUGUUUGGAGUGAAUUCUGGCACGCCCUGUUACAGCUUGACAAGAGCUUGGGUGGCAUGAAGGAUGCAACUGGGCUGAUUGGGAAAAAGCAGUUUGAUCUAUAUCACUUUAAUGGGAUUGCCAAGGCUGUUUCAAAUGGUAAUCAAUUAACUGAAGGUGAGACCUUACAACAAAGGCCAAGACUUACUGAACUUAGCGUUACCGUCCCUCCAAGAUGGAGACCUGAGGAGUUCCUGGUUGAGCUGACCCCAGACUUGAGCAAUGAGCAAGGCGAGAAAGAUGGCAAUGUUGAAGUGGAUCAGCCUGAACGUUCUCAGCAUGCUCCAUUGGUGGACUGUAUUAGAACCCGCUGGCCACUCGCGGUUUGCAGUUGGGUCGGUGAUGCACCAAGCAUUGUCUGAAUUUUCAGGAUCAGUUGGCAUUGCAUGUGUGUUUGAUUGACAAUUUGAGCUGCAGCUCUAUUGGAUGGCAUCCAUCAACAGUUCCUGGAUGAUCAUUGAUGGCCAGGGAUGUGAGGAGUUAGUUAAUUCAGGCUGCAGGUUCAGUAGUCUGCUCACAUUUUUGGCUUUGAUAUUCAGUGUUUAAUUUAGCUUGGAGAAUGGAGCUCGUUAUGAUUUAUCUCUUCACCCCCGCUCUCAAUGCAAAGUGAGGAUAAACAUGUACGGGUAAGAAACCAUAGAAUUUAAUUUUGCAUUAAGGCACAGAGCCCAUGGUUCAAGGCGUCUGAGCACAAUGCUAAUAUCUGUAGAAGUUGGCUCUGCGGGGAUAUCACCGCAUGUGCUUUUCUACUUUUCUGUGUCCAAUAUUUUAAUGUAUGUGACAGCAUCUGUGCAGUUUUCCUAUCUGUCGAUCCUUCAGACACAGAUGGUCUGUUAUAAACAUUUAGCUUAAAUUGUUUGAUUUAAUGAAAGGCAAAAAUAGGCUUGACCGCGUGCGAUUCUGUA